Molecule: messenger RNA, 3367 nt
Organism: Linum trigynum
Lineage: Eukaryota; Viridiplantae; Streptophyta; Magnoliopsida; Malpighiales; Linaceae
Source: the annotation of a GenBank genome assembly
UGCAGCGGCUUUAGAUGGGCUCGUGAGUCGUGGUUUGUUGUUUACAGGCCCAUCGAGACUUGUUAAUUCUGAAUUUUUUCAUUGAACUAACUUUGACGUUUUUCUCCCUGAAGACUACAACCUCUAGUGCAACAGUAACACAUUUAUAACUAUAAUUAUAUUAGGACGGGUUGGUUGGUUGGUUGUUGCCCAUAUAAUUAAGUGCGAAACAGAAAACAAAGAGAGAUUGGAGUCUGAGAGGAAAGAAGGGAUAGGCUAAACAGAAGAAUAUCUCUUUCCUCUCUUCAUUUGUUUGAUGGAGAAGAAUACCCAGGAAGCCACGCCGCCGACGACUACAGCCGGCAAGAUCAUAAGAUGCAAAGCCGCGAUAUGUAGAAACCCUGGAGAGGCCCUGGUGGUGGAGGAGAUCGAGGUGGAGCCGCCGAAAGCAUGGGAAGUCCGCCUCAAGAUCCUCUGCACCUCCCUCUGCCACAGUGACGUCACCUUCUGGAACAUGAAACCCCGAGAGUUGUUCCCGAGAAUUCUGGGUCACGAGGCGGUGGGAGUGGUUGAGAGCGUCGGGGAGAAAGUGGAAGGAUGGAGGGAAGGUGAGAGAGCGCUGCCGGUGUUCGCGGCGGACUGCGAGGACUGUCGGGACUGCAGAUCGGCGAAGAGCAACAUAUGCGCCUCCUUCGGCCGGCGGGGUAUGGUUGGGUUGGGGAUGCUCCGAGAUGGGACCAGCCGGUUCCGUGACGGUUCGACCGGCGAGGUUUUGCACCAUUUCCUCGGAGUUUCCAGCUUCUCCGAGUACACGGUGGUGGACGUCGUUAAUUUGGUUAAGAUCGGAGUCGAUAUCCCCGUCGAUAAGGCCUGCUUGCUCAGCUGCGGCGUCUCCACAGGGGUGGGGGCUGCAUGGAAGGCGGCAGAGGUGGAAGAAGGAUCCACCGUCGCCAUUUUCGGACUCGGCGCCGUUGGGCUCGCAGUUGCAGAGGGAGCAAGAAUGCGAGGCGCAUCCAAAAUCAUCGGCGUCGACUUGAAUGCUGAUAAGUUUGAGCUAGGGAAGCAGUUUGGGCUCACUGAUUUCAUCAAUCCUACGACAAUUGGUGAUAAGCGUGUGAGCGAGGUCAUCAAGGAGAUGACACAUGGAGGAGCAGACUAUUGCUUCGAAUGCAUUGGGUUGGCUUCUUUGAUGGCUGAGGCUUUCUCUAGCAGCAGAGAGGGAUGGGGAAAGACAGUGAUAGUGGGGAUCGAAAUGCACGGCGCACCUUUAGUGGUGAGCCCUUACGAGAUAAUUCGAGGGCGGAGCAUUUGUGGCACCUAUUUUGGAGGACUCAAACCCAAAACUCACAUCUCACUCCUUGUCAAGAAAUACUUGGACAAGGAGCUCAACUUGGACCCCUUCAUUACACAUGAAGUUGGAUUGAAAGACAUCAAUAGGGCUUUUGAGUUGCUGGCGGAAGGACAGAGCCUGAGAUGUCUUAUAUGGAUGGAUGGAUGCAAACAACUAACUGUGCCUGCCUGAACUCACCCACCGAAUCAUUCUAUGAGGAUAAAAGCCUCAGAAACUGUUGAAUAAAAGGGUUUUCAUAAACGAUCAUCAAGGACUAUAAUGAUACAAUUCACACAUAUAUACAAUUAUUUGAAUCGUAUGUGCAUGUUGCUCAAAUCCGGAUGGAGGAGGAGAAUCGUAGCAUUACCAACUGCUUUAGUUUUUUGAAAGCGAGAUCAUUCUAAUUAGAGCUAAUACCACUGACACGCUAAAACACAACACCAAACUGUGACCAAGUGCAAUCGCAGUCCGGUAAUGCAGUAAGUGGCAAGCUCUAUUUGUCAACCCGGGAUCUAGAUCUACUUCCUACUCCGUGAUUAUCUAUUAUCUAGCAAGCUAAGUCGAGUGAUUGUUGAUUUUAAGUAAAAGCAGUAAGAAAGCAGGAAAUGGUUCAAAGUUCUUUAGCAAGGGAAGAGUCACUCGGGAAUGAGUCCCCCUAGCUCCUUAGUUAGUUCGAGGUUGUAAUUACCCUGGGUUGAUUAACUGUUGUUAAAAUGCGGAAGAUCCGACAGUAGUUUGGAAUCUCUUAAGCUGACCAAGCCCUCUCAGACAGGCUAACCGGCAGGCGACUAACCUUCACCGGGAUAGACUACUGAGGCAAUAAACACAGAACUCCACUACUGGAAUUGGGUUCCAGUACAAAGCAGUAAAUCGAUUAACUUUGGUAUAACCAAUCUACCACUACCGCUUGAUGAAGCUCUAACAACCUAAUCAAAUUCUAUCUAUCUUAGGUUGCAGCAGAAAUCAAGAAAAGAUGAUCAGACUUCAAUUGACUCAAUGAAUCAUGCAUCAAUCGAUUAUAAGCAAUCAGUAAAACAAUCCCAAGUCAUUACAAUCAAAAUCCCUAACACAUGGAACUAGGGUUCUUCAUACCCAAGUGAGAGAAGGUUCUACUCCAUAGAGAGAGAGGAAAACAGAAAUCAGAGUAGUCAUACUCAUAAAGAUGAGGAAAAUAUGCUAUGGGAUGAUGAUCUCCAAGCUCGAAAAUCACAUCUAGGAUGUGUUCUUCGCACUUUCUCUCUCUACAACUCUGGUUUUUGCUCAGAAACUCGAUUCCCUCUCCUUUGGCUCGAAACUGGGUUAAAACCCAGAAUUUCCAGACCACACGGCCAGGCCACAUGGCCGUGUGGCUUUCCAGUCUGCCCGUGUGGAUGUGAAAACGCCGCGUUUAGAUUAGUGGACUUCAGGCACGCUGCACGGCCAGAGGCACACGGCCGUGUGGAUUUCCAGUCUGGCCAUGUGAGCUCCCUGGACUUUCCACACGGCCACAAGGGGUCCCAUACAUGGCCAGUGUGGCUUGCCCGCGUCAUGGAAUUCCACACGGCCAAGUCACACGGCCGUGUGGAAUUUAGGUCUGCUGUGUGGAAUUUCCGGCUUUUCGUCAAACAUCCCAACUUCGUCCAAUCGACCCCGAACUCGUGCCCAAACCUUCUUUCACGUACUAGGACCUGAAAUAUCACAAACAAGAACAACCUAGCGUGAAAUCGGCCUAAAACAUGAGAGAUGAGACUCAAACGGUACAGAGAUGGUGGAUAAAAACAUGUGUAUAUAUCUAGUCAUCAACCACUACACCAUCUGAAUUAGAGAAAAUGCUACAUCUGUCCUAUUUUUUUCAAUAUGACAAUUCUAUCCCAACAUAUGUGAGACAUUUGUGUCAAGACAUCGUACAUUGACCGUUAGAGAUAACGGCGGACAAAAGUCAAACUGUUAUUGUCUUUGGCUUAUGUGAAAGUUAAUGCCUUUCGGCGAUCAAUCCCUCUCCGGUGUUGGGCGUCUCUGUCCAAGUGACCGGUGGGGGUAUAUGCGAAAAAUUUCAACUUAUAAAUCAGAAUAAGGAAU